AUGUAUGAACGAUUCCCUCACGAUGCCACCGACGAGCCGAACGAAUAUACAUCUCUCAUCCCUAAACCUACGGGUGAGCCUUGUGGGCAAGAUUGCGACGAGGACCAUGUCGCAAGACUGUAUCUGAGAGAGUUCUGGCAUCUGUUGAAAGAUUCUAUCCCGGUCAUACUAGCCUACACACUCCAGAAUAGCCUACAAACUGUAUCAGUUCUCGUCGUCGGCCGCUCGUCCGCAGAGAACCUCGCCACUGCCGCCUUCUCGUUGAUGUUUGCUAUGAUCACGGCCUGGAUGAUUGCCCUCGGAGGAACCACUGCUCUCGAUACCCUAGCGUCCUCGUCCUUCACAGGCAGCUCGAACAAGCACGACCUAGGCAUCCUGCUGCAGCGGGGGUUCUUUGUCCUCACCCUCUUCUACAUCCCCGUAGCUAUUCUCUGGGCCUGUUCGGAACCGGUUUUCUUGCUCCUCGGCCAGGAUCCACAGCUCUCCAAAGACAGUGCGCGAUUUUUGACCUGCUUGAUUCCUGGUGGGCUGGGAUACAUCUAUUUCGAGUUAAUGAAGAAGUAUCUGCAAGCACAGGGUAUUAUGCGCCCCGGCACCUAUGUCUUGCUGAUUACAUCACCUCUCAACGGACUACUUAAUUACCUUUGCUGUUACACCUUCCAGAUGGGACUAUUGGGCGCCCCCCUCGCCACCGGUCUCUCCUACUGGCUCUCAUUCGCCCUGCUGGUGCUCUACGCCCGGUUUAUUGCGGGCUCCGAAUGCUGGGGCGGCUGGUCGCGCGAGUCCCUCCAGAACCCCGGCCCUUUCGCCCGACUAGCUAUCCUCGGCGUCAUCCACGUCGGUACAGAAUGGUGGGCUUUCGAGAUCGUAGCACUGGCCGCCGGGCGCCUAGGGACCAUCCCACUCGCCGCGCAGAGCGUUAUCAUGACCGCUGAUCAAGUGCUCAACACCAUCCCAUUCGGGGUAGGCGUGGCCACGUCGGCACGCGUGGGUAACCUUCUCGGAUCGCGAAAUGCCCGGGGGGGCGCGAGAGCGGCCAAUACGGCGGCGUGGCUCAGCAUGGUCCUGGGAGGGGUGGUUCUGGCCGUGUUAAUGGGGACGCGGGACCAUUUCGCGCGAAUCUUCAACUCGGACGAGCGCGUGGUGCGACUGACCGCUGAGGUGUUGCCGUUCGUCGCCCUGUUCCAGAUAGCCGACGGCUUGAACGGGAGCUGUGGUGGCAGUCUGCGUGGGAUGGGUCGGCAGCAUGUGGGUGCCUUGGUCAAUCUGGUCAGUUACUACGGCGGCGCGUUGCCCCUUGGCAUCUGGUUGGCGUUCCAUGGCUGGGGACUCAAGGGCCUCUGGGUGGGACAGUGCAUCGCGCUGUAUCUGGUGGGGGCGUUGGAGUGGACGAUUGUGGGCUGGAGCCACUGGGAGAAGGAGGUUGAUCGGGCAUUCCUUCGGAUGGAUCAAUUCAUCAAGCCAUUCACCAUCAUGUUGACUAAAUCCACUCUUCUUGCCUACGUUGCUCUGGCAUCUGCUCAUAGCAACCUUCAAACCUCAAUGUCUGGUCCCCAUCAAUCCUUAUGGUACAAUACCCUCCCCGGGGAUGGAGGAACACAGGCCGACUCUGUCUUCUCUGGUAUCUCAACCUUUGGUCGUCUUCCCUACUUCCCAUGUCUCUCUAGCGAAGCCGAGAAAUACGACAUCGCCUUCAUAGGUGCCCCCUUCGACACCGGCACCUCCUAUCGUCCCGGUGCUCGCUUCGGACCAAGCGGUAUCAGACAAGGUUCCCGUCGUCUCAAUCUCUACGGCGGCUACAAUGUCCCGUUAGAAGCGAACCCGUUUACCAGCGACUUGAGAAUCCUUGAUUGCGGUGAUAUCCCGGUGACUUCAUACGACAACGCCUGGGCCAUCCAGCAGAUCGAAGAGGGACACAAUAGCGUCCUCAUGCGCAAGCCCUUCACCGAUGCAGACUCCUACGGCUUAUCGAAGGCAGGCAAGACCCUGCCGAGAAUUAUCACCCUUGGAGGAGACCACACUAUCACAUUGCCCCUGCUACGGAGUAUCAAUAAGGCAUACGGCCCCGUGACUGUGAUUCAUUUCGAUUCUCACCUAGACUCCUGGAAACCUAAAGUCUUCGGCGGCUCCCCGAGUAAAGUAGCAUCCAUCAACCACGGCACCUAUUUCUACCACGCGGCGAUGGAGGGCCUGCUCAAGAACGACACGAACAUCCACGCGGGUAUCCGCACCACUCUUUCCGGUCCUUCUGACUACGAGAACGACGGAUACUGUGGAUUCGAAAUUGUCGAAGCCAGAGAGAUCGAUACUAUUGGGACCGACGGCAUCAUCAAGAAGAUCAGGGACAGAGUCGGCACCGAGAAUCCCGUCUAUCUCUCGAUCGAUAUCGAUACACUCGACCCGGCCUUCGCUCCUGCAACCGGAACCCCCGAGACGGGCGGCUGGUCGACACGCGAGCUCCGAACAAUCGUGCGCGGCUUGGACGGAUUGAACCUCAUCGGCUCUGAUAUUGUAGAAGUUGCCCCUGCUUAUGAUACUAACGCUGAACUGUCUACUAUGGCCGCUGCCGACGUUCUUUACGAGAUCCUCACAAUCAUGGUGAAGAAGGGACCAUUGACUGUUCCGGAAAAGACGGACUUCCGUCACCCCGUCUCAGCAUGUCUCUGGAAAUCCGGCACGUUCAGCAUAUGCUAUCGUCCCUCGGACGGGCCAUCUUACAGAGAGAAAGUCCAAACUGAAGUCUCCACGAUGGAGUACCUCCGUAGGACCAUGUCUAUCUCGGUUCCUGAGGUCUUCGGGAACGGAAUUUGCUGGGCUGAGAUCAUGCACGAGGUGGAGAUGAAGAAGGUAGAGAGUCCGCGAAUUAGCGAUUCAAGUUUAAAGCACGCGUAUCGUGAGAUGGCGGCGGUGGUGCUUGAACUGUCGAGGUGUGAAUUUGACGCGAUCGGUGCGAUUGAGUCUAAAACCGACAAUGGGAGUGGGAAUGGCACUGGGAACGAGAACGAUCCUAUAUUUACGAUAUCCCGACGCCCUCUGAUCUUCAACAUGAACGAACUAAUGGCAUCAGCUAAUCUCCCCGACCAUGUAUUCCCUCUACCACGACACACCUUCUCCCGCUCAAUCGAGUACCUCAAAACCCUCGCAACGCAGCACCUCUUGCACCUAAAACACCAACAACGCAACAGCAUCACCAGCCCCGACGACUGCCGCAAAAAGUUCACCGCACGAUGUCUCUUCCUCGACAUCGUUACUAACAAGCUACACCUGAAUUCCUCCAACUCGGACUCAGAAACUAGAAAAUUCAAACUGUACUGCGACGACUUCCGACCCUCUAAUGUCCUCAUAAACACCCACACCGGAUACGUCGCCGGUGUAAUCGAUUGGGAAUUCACAUACGCGGCGCCCACCGAAUUCACGACCGUAGCGCCGUGGUGGCUAUUACUUCAAAGUCCGGAGGAUUGGGAGGAUGAUUUAUAUGAGUUCCUUAAUCGGUAUAGGCCGAGACUUUGUCUUUUCUUGGAAGUUCUGAAGGACAGGGAAGAUGAGUUGAUUGCACAGGGGGAGCUCGUGGAAGCGUAG
Molecule: messenger RNA, 3579 nt
Organism: Aspergillus affinis
Lineage: Eukaryota; Fungi; Ascomycota; Eurotiomycetes; Eurotiales; Aspergillaceae
Exons: 14
Coding region: 1-3579 (1192 amino acids)
Biological process (GO): xenobiotic detoxification by transmembrane export across the plasma membrane
Cellular component (GO): membrane
Molecular function (GO): xenobiotic transmembrane transporter activity; antiporter activity; agmatinase activity
Source: RefSeq, a predicted model, not a curated record